Messenger RNA from Gamsiella multidivaricata, 1495 nucleotides. Its product is annotated as CTD kinase subunit gamma CTK3-domain-containing protein. Lineage: Eukaryota; Fungi; Mortierellomycota; Mortierellomycetes; Mortierellales; Mortierellaceae. The record is from RefSeq and is a predicted model, not a curated record. The transcript has 5 exons. Gene Ontology annotation, cellular component: CTDK-1 complex. Gene Ontology annotation, biological process: positive regulation of transcription by RNA polymerase I; positive regulation of DNA-templated transcription, elongation. Bases 96 to 1454 code for a protein of 452 amino acids.
AAAAAAAAAAAAAAAGAUCGAGGGUCCUCGAGCAAAGCCACGCACUUGGCCUGGCGAAUAUUUUUCCUCAGGAUGUACGGCUUUGUGUUCUUCUCAUGCAGGCCAUCCAAUAUUCACCUUUUCACCUUUUGAACUUCUCAUCUCUCGAGUGGAAAACAGGAAUCGACGGUGAACACGGUAGAAAUACGCGGUUGCAACGCUUACCAUUUCCGACCGAGCAAGCAGAAAAUACACGACCGUCAUCAACCCAUCGAAGCGCGAAGAAACCCAAUACGAUGGAGGUCGAUCCGUUCGAGGCACGUUUGGAGUUUCUAAGUUUGCUGGGCAAGCUCAACGCCUCUCAGCAUUCGAUACAAAAGGUUGGCAAUUUUGCCAUGAGAAACAGAAAUCUCUACGAGGAUCUUUACAGCUGUAUCAUCGAAGAACUGGAGCAGACCCCGUCUAUCAAUGCAAAGAUGAAUAUCUUUUAUGUGCUCGACUUGAUCUGCCAUCAGAGCCACAAGGCAGGGUUCUCAGGGUAUACGGACCUCAUUCAAAAGAACCUACCCAGGAUCGUGGAGUGCGUGAACCCUAGCGGACCAAAAGGAAACGUCAAUGUUGCAGGCACCAGGAAGAUCCUAGAUUCGUGGCGGGCAAAAAAAGUAUUCCAUGAAUCUGUGAUCGACAGAGUGGAGAAACCACUACUCUCGAGGGAGCUGGGCGCAAAUGCAGUAGCUACAACCGAGGCAGGGUUCACAAAGGAGGACAUUUUGAGGCGGAUGGAUGAGGAUAGAGAGCGGCACAAGAGGAUACGAGAAGAGAUAUGGAUUAGGCCUGCGGAGGAAGACCCUGCAGCGGAAUUUCUGCAAAACUGGGACGAUGUCUCCGACCUGGAAGACAAUGACUUCGAGGACAUGGAGAACGAGAACAAGAAGUACUUACCAGGAUAUCCAUGGCCUCUCGAAUUUGAUCGGUUUUUGCCCUCGCCUGCGAUAUUCCAGUCCAAAUCCGCAUCGCUGGGGAGAACAGAGUCGCCAUUGGAUUCCAGUACUGGAGCUACAAAGCGACUGACGAGCCCUGAGGGAACAGUGUCCGUGUCAAGCACAGGCAACAGCCCCCUGGCAUCGUCAACAGCGUCCGCCGCAGACCACGCGCAUAAUGACCAAUAUCGGCAGCCGGGACAUGACCAGAGCCCUUCAUACUCCUAUCCGCCCUCUAAUGCACACCAUCAGCACCAGCAAUUGCGACAUAUUUACCACCCAGCAAGUCAGAGCAGGACCCAUUCCCGCAGCCACUCAUACCAUGACCGCGCUAUUCCUCUCCCUCCCGCAGCAGACACCUCAUCCUCUUCGAGGGGUUCCCCCUCAUACGGAAGGACGCAGUAUCAUGAGCGUACAAUCGGCGGAGGAGGCAGUAGUGAUAGCAAUGGUCUCAAUACAGCACAUAGCAAUGGCUACGGCGAACAUGUACCAUAGGCUACGAGACGUCAUUCCCUGCUUAAAUGAAAAAACGAAGA